ACAGUAAGGAUGCCUGAUCCCGCCAAGACCGCGCCCAAGAAGGGCUCCAAGAAAGCCGUGACCAAGACCGCCGGCAAAGGAGGCAAGAAGAGGAGAAAGAGCAGGAAGGAGAGCUACGCCAUCUACGUGUACAAGGUGCUCAAGCAGGUCCAUCCCGACACCGGCAUCUCGUCCAAGGCCAUGGGCAUCAUGAACUCGUUCGUCAACGACAUCUUUGAGCGCAUCGCCGGUGAGGCGUCUCGUCUGGCUCACUACAACAAGCGCUCCACCAUCACCUCCAGGGAGAUUCAGACCGCCGUGCGUCUCCUGCUGCCCGGUGAGCUGGCCAAGCACGCCGUGUCCGAGGGAACCAAGGCCGUCACCAAGUACACCAGCUCCAAGUAAACACGCGUCCUAAUACAAGCGCGUCAACCCAACGGCUCUUUUAAGAGCCACACACUUUAUCUGAGAGAGCAACGUCGUCUUUGUACACUGUUCUCGUACAAGCGCGCGUCAAAAUAUAAUGUGACUGAGGCAAUUGAAUUAACUUUCCGAGAUGGAGUCUACCUUUGUGAUGACGUCUUUAGCUAUGAUAUAUGUUUACUUCUUAAUAAAGGCUAUGAAUAUUGA
Solea senegalensis (Senegalese sole) is the source of this 609-nucleotide messenger RNA. Its product is annotated as histone H2B-like. The transcript has a single exon. NCBI's taxonomy places the organism in Eukaryota, Metazoa, Chordata, Actinopteri, Pleuronectiformes, Soleidae. Bases 10 to 384 code for a protein of 124 amino acids. Gene Ontology annotation, cellular component: nucleosome. Gene Ontology annotation, molecular function: protein heterodimerization activity; DNA binding; structural constituent of chromatin. The record is from RefSeq and is a predicted model, not a curated record.